ACACGUAUCAUAGCUUGCAGACGAUCCAUUCAUCUCCUCUCUCUCUCUCUCUCCAUGCAAAUUCCCCAUAGAAGCAACAAAAAACAAAACUGUAAGGAGACAGCAAAUCUCGAAGAAUGAACGGCGGAAUCAACGUGAAACGAGAGGUUAUAGUCACGACGACGAUGCAUCGCCGCGGUUUUCCGGCGAUAUUAGCGGCGACGUAUGGCUGUCUCUUCGCCGGCUCCGUCGCAUCGAGCCUCCUGGCUAAGUUCUACUUCGUCAAUGGUGGCUCGAGCCGGUGGGUGUCCACGUGGGUCCAAUCCGCCGGGUUCCCUCUCCUCCUCCUCCCCAUCUACGUCCCCCACCUCCUGCUUCCCACUCUCUUCACGCGCCGCCCGUUCACGCGCUUCACGCGCCGCCGCUUCCUAUUCUCGGUCGCCGUCGGCCUCAUGCUCGGAUUCAACAACCUCCUCUUCUCUUGGGGAACAUCGUAUCUUCCCGUCUCGACAUCUUCGCUUCUCCUCUCGACACAACUCAUCUUCACUCUCAUCUUGUCCGUACUCAUCGUCAGACAGAAGAUCACUUUCUCAAACUUGAACUGCGUUGUUCUGUUAACACUGAGUUCCGUACUGCUCGCCCUCGGCUCGAGCUCCGACAAACCGGCCGGUUUAACCCGGUUUAAGUACUUCAUCGGGUUCAUCUCCACGAUCGGGGCCGGUUUACUCUUCGCGCUCUACUUCCCGGUCGUGGAGAAGCUCUACAUGAGCGUUUCAUGUUACGCCAUGGUUAUGGAGAUGCAAUUGGUGAUGGAGAUCUCAGCGACGGUUCUCGCGAUGGUCGGUAUGGUUUUCGACGGCGGGUUUGCAGAGAUGGUUAAGGAGGCGAACCGGGUUUUCACAAGAGGACCGGUUUGCUAUUGGUCGGUGGCGAUCGGAGCCACGGUGGUGACGUGGCAGCUGUGUUUCGCCGGAACCGCCGGGAUGGUGUACUUAACGUCGGGGAUCACCGGUGGGAUUUGCAUGACGGCGUUACUCGCCGUGAACGUUAUCGGCGGCGUUGUUGUUUACGGCGAUAAAUUUGGCGGCGUUAAGGCUGUGUCGACGGUGCUCUGUAUUUGGGGGUUUUGUUCGUACGUGUAUGGGAUUUACACGACGGUGAAGGAGGAAGAGGAGGAUAUUCCGGCUACGUUUUCGGCGGAGAAUGACGGCGGAGGGGUGGAAAUGGGGCAGGUUGGUGCGGCGGCGGCGGCGGCGGCGGAGGAAAGGGUGUGAUAUCUUCGUAAUUGUGACGUGCGUUACGAUAAAUUAUAAUUAUAAAAUAAAGUGUAUAUUUGUAUUCUCUUUCUAACGUUCGUUUCUUUUUAUUACGUAUGUUUUUUUCAUUUUUUUUUGGUUAAUUUAGAAGUUAUCUAAAUUUGGCCGAAUAUGUAUAUUUCUAUA
Tarenaya hassleriana is the source of this 1421-nucleotide messenger RNA. Its product is annotated as probable purine permease 4. Gene Ontology annotation, molecular function: purine nucleoside transmembrane transporter activity. The transcript has a single exon. NCBI's taxonomy places the organism in Eukaryota, Viridiplantae, Streptophyta, Magnoliopsida, Brassicales, Cleomaceae. Gene Ontology annotation, cellular component: membrane. Bases 117 to 1253 code for a protein of 378 amino acids. The record is from RefSeq and is a predicted model, not a curated record.